AAAUGAAAAUUUUAUCUUCACUCUGUUUCAGUAAUUCUACUCCUCUGAUUUGUUUACCCAGGGAAAGAGGAUUUCGUAUCAGCAAAGCAAGCAGGUACAUAUAAGACCCUUGUCAAAGUACUGUGACUAUAUCGAAAAUUGUACCACGAAAUCCUUCGCUCGGUAUCCUACCAAAUAUCAUCGGCAAAAAGAUGGCUUCCUCUCCUGUCCCAGCUACCUGCAAGGUUAUCUUGGCUCAAGGAAUUGCUAAAAAGUUACUUGGAGAAGUUUCAACAGAUCUGAAGCAGCUAUCUUUCAAGCCUAAGCUUGUUGGAUUACUGGCAAACGAUGAUCCUGCAGCUCAACAGUAUGCAGACUGGUCAAUGGCAACAUGCAUUGAGAAGUGAGUAUUUCUCCCCAUCUUAUUUGCUAUACACAAAAGCCUUCACAUCCGCGUAUUUGCGACACUCAAGAAUGAUAUUGGUCCGAAAAGUGGCACCAAUCUGGAUGUCCGAAGAUCAGAAUGGAUGGAUAACAUAGGACGUUGGAUACUAAUCACAAUUCCUCAAGAGAAAGGAACUUUUCUUGGGCUCGCAUUCUACCAAGCUCCGUGUUUGAAGAAUUGGAUCAUCUCCCGAUAUUUCGAAAAGCGCAAUUUAUUGCGCUUCGAUAUUUGCACGAACUGACUUGUUUGCAGUGGUUUCGACUUUGAGCUCCGAAAGUUCACCAAAGAAGAGAUCGAAGACGAAAUCCUAAAAGCAAACAACGACGAUUCCAUUCAUGGUAUCAUUGUAUACUACCCAAUUUUUCCCGCACCUUCUCUUCAAGAUGGGUACAUUCAACAAAUUGUUGCCUUGAACAAAGAUGUAGAAGGAUUGGCACAUACCUACCGCUUCAACAUGUACCAAAACAUUCGAUUUCUCGACGCUCCUCACAAUACUCAAAAGUCAAUUUUACCUUGCACACCUUUAGCGGUUGUCAAGGUUCUUGAACAUCUACAGAUCUAUAACUCGGUUUUACCACAUGGGAAUCGUUUAUACGGAAAGACAAUCACUGUAUUCAACCGCUCCGAGGUUGUUGGACGUCCAUUAGCUGCUUUGCUUGCGAAUGAUGGUGCUACCGUCUAUUCUUGCGAUCUUGACGGAGUGAAGCUGUUUACUCGUGGCAAAGGAAUCAAGAAAGUUCAUCAUGAGGUUCACGAUAUGGAAGGAAUGAAGAAUGAUGAUUGUUUGCCAAAGAGUGAUGUUGUUAUCUCUGGUGUUCCAGGAGAGAGAUUCAAGGUCAACACCGAGUUGAUCAGAGAUGGAGCUGUCUGUAUCAAUUUUUCUUCUCAAAAGAACUUUGAUGGUCCUGCCGUGAAAGAGAAGGCUUCAAUUUAUGUACCAUCUAUUGGAAAAGUCACUAUCGCUGUUCUUUUGAGAAAUCUUUUGGUUAGUACUCUUUAUAAUUCAACGGGAAAGGCGUCCACUAACAUUUUUAUGCAGAGAUUGGUAGAGAACCAAGGAAAGGGGGCGACGAAGCUAGCGGAGAUCUCGAGCUGAGUGGAAAUCAAGCAAAGGAUUUUGAAUUCUAAGCUGCAAGGGGUGAUCUUUCAAAUCUUAAGCUAGAACCAUGGUUCUAGCUAAAGAGAAUCCAAAAAGAAUAUAGAAAGGCGUUUUGGGAAAUUUAUACCAAAGAGGAGUUGAAAUAUAAGGAUAGGGUAAAUGUUAUAUAGAAAUCCUCACAAUUGAAUUGGAUUGGUAUUUGUAACAUUCU
Messenger RNA from Sclerotinia trifoliorum, 1734 nucleotides. NCBI's taxonomy places the organism in Eukaryota, Fungi, Ascomycota, Leotiomycetes, Helotiales, Sclerotiniaceae. The record is from the annotation of a GenBank genome assembly.